This is a messenger RNA of Staurois parvus, 328 nucleotides long. NCBI's taxonomy places the organism in Eukaryota, Metazoa, Chordata, Amphibia, Anura, Ranidae. The record is from the annotation of a GenBank genome assembly.
GAUGACCAGAGACUGCGGACAUAGUACAGGGGAUGACCAGAGACUGCGGACACAGUACAGGGGAUGACCAGAGACUGCGGACAGUACAGGGGAUGACCAGAGACUGCGGACACGGUACAGGGGAUGACCAGAGACUGCGGACACAGUACAGGAAUGACCAGAGACUGCGGACACAGUACAGGAGAUGACCAGAGACUGCGGACACAGUACAGGGGAUGACCAGAGACUGCGGACACAGUACAGGGGAUGAUCAGAGACUGCGGACAUAGUACAGGAGAUGACCAGAGACUGCGGACACAGUACAGGAGAUGACCAGAGACUGCAGACA